Sardina pilchardus (European sardine) is the source of this 2020-nucleotide messenger RNA. It is a transcript of the gene mffa, whose product is annotated as mitochondrial fission factor a. NCBI's taxonomy places the organism in Eukaryota, Metazoa, Chordata, Actinopteri, Clupeiformes, Clupeidae. The record is from RefSeq and is a predicted model, not a curated record. The transcript is spliced from 8 exons. Gene Ontology annotation, cellular component: peroxisome; mitochondrial outer membrane. Gene Ontology annotation, biological process: positive regulation of mitochondrial fission. Bases 212 to 1168 code for a protein of 318 amino acids.
GUGUCUGGUGCUGCUGCUGCUGCUGCUGUUCUGUCUUGUGGGGGGAUUUUGGCUGUCGCGCGUCUCAACGGACGGUUUGUAUUGUCCGGGGGGGACGGCUGUUUGUCUGUGAUGUAGUUUGUCUUUUGAACUACUACCUUCAAUCUCGUAUCCAUCUGUGAUCCAUUCGGUAUUGCGGUUGACACUUUGAAGGGAUUUGAAAUACCGCGCUAUGGCUCUCUCCCAUUCCUCCAGCGAGAUGAACGGCGCCGCAUUCCCCUCGCCCACCGCCGAGAUGGCCGAGAUCAAUCGCAUUCACUACGAUCUAGAAUACACGGAGGGCAUCAGCCAGCGAAUGCGGGUCCCUGAGAUGCUCAAAGUGGCCCCCUACUCCACCGACGACCAGGAGAAGGGUUUUUUCGACGCACCCCACAGCGUCAUGAUGCAUGUGCCCGAGAGGAUCGUGGUGGCAGGCGAUGGCGACGAUUCCCAGUUCCCCAGACCUCGAGACCUGGACCUUAUCCAGUCCACUCCACUGGAGGGGGUGGCCCUGAAGACGCCUCCGAGGGUCCUCACCCUCAGUGAACGGCCCCUGGACUUCCUCGAGAUGGAACGGUCCAGUGCACCCAGCCAGCCCACUGAAGAGGUGCGGUCACAUGGUCGUCUACGCAGAGAGCGCUCUGCCAGCGAGAACACUGCCACGCGCCAAAAUGGCCAGCUACCCCACAAUGACUCCAUCGUGACCACGUCUGCACCGGCCCCUGUGCGAGCUGUGGUACCCCUGGGGGUCCCCGCGGAGGAGGAGGGGGGCGAGUGGCUGAGCUCCCCUGGCGGCCUGCUCUCCUUCCUGCAGACCAGCACGCGCCGGGCCUACCAGCACGUCCUGGAGGUCCUGGACGAGAACCACAGCAGCAAACCUGUGCUGAGAGGAGGCUCUUCCUCUUCCUCUUCAAAUCCUGGCCCUGACUCCAGGUGUGCUCUCACCACAAUGGACACAACAUUGGAAGGAGGACCCGAUGACAUGGCUGUAGUUGAUGCAACAACGCUCCGGCGACAGAUCAUCAAGCUGAAUCGCAGGCUACAACUGCUGGAGGAUGAGAACAAGGAGCGGGUGAAGCGCGAGAAGAUCAUGUACUCCAUCACCGUAGCGUUCUGGCUCAUCAACACCUGGGUGUGGUUCCGUCGUUAGUGCCCCUUCACUCCAAAGCCGUCCCCUUUUGGCCACAGACCCUGUCCCUGUCGAGGGAGCGUAGAGCUGGAGGAGGAAGCUAAGCCAUUGCCUGUGUUCUGUGUGUCAAAAACUGUUUGCCAAAUACUGCGCUCUCUCUGUCUCUCUCUCUGUCUCUCUCUCUGUCUCUCUCUCUGUCUCUCUCUCUCUCUCUGUCUCUCUCUCUCUCUCUCUCUCUCUCUCUCUCUCAUAGGCUAUAGCUGGAAAGCCUUGGUAGGGGAACAGUGUGUUUUUGGUUAAAGGGAUACUUGUAUUCAUUUUUGAUUCUUUUCUCGUUUUAUUUUGUUAUACAUAUGGAACUUGUAAAUGUAUUAUUAUUUUUAUAUGACUUCAGUUGUUUUUUUCCUGUGUUCCUCGGUUUUGUAUGUUUUUAAGACCAUCCUGCUGUUAGCACAAAAUGACGCAAGCUUGAGUGACUUGUAUAUACUUCCUCUCAGCUCUCUGAGAGAUCUGGUUGUAUUUAUUAUUUCUAGGAUGACCACUUUCCGCACAUGGAAGCAAGCUGUUGGUGUAUUAUAAAAUAAUAGGACUUAUAUUGUGAAUGCAUAUUUAAAAGUAUAGCAUUGUACAACAUCCUCGUUAUGCAACAUUAUGCAACACGUGUAUUUCUGUUGAAUUCUGCAAUCAAACAUUUAAAUUCAUUUAUAAUCAGUUUCCCCAGCAUUAAUUUAUGAGACCAUCUGAUCAUCAAUAUCAAUUUGUGUAAUUUCUUUCAUCUUCAUACAACGUCAAUACAAUGUUCAAUAUGUAUUUUUUUUGCGGUCAAUAAUAUUAUAUCACAAACACAAAUCGAUUAAAUUAACUACAACAGUG